AUGUGUGCGCCAGAUGAAGAGUCGGGCGUGGCCCUGGAGCCGCCACGCCCUUAUCAAGAUACGUUUCCAUGGCAUCUUGGCGUCUUUGACGCCCACAACCAUGUCGCCGAGAGAAUGUUGUCUGUUGCCGAUUUACCAACCAUGAAGGCUCAAGCGAUAGCAAUCAUGGCAACCCGAACACAAGACCAACCACUCGUGACGGCAAUUGCAAAAGCACACGGCGUGAAAGGCCCGGACUGUUUCUCACGAGACACAACUGCAGUUAUCGCGGGCUAUGGGAGACAUCCUUGGUUCUCCCAUGAGCUUUACGAUGAUUCCAAGGAUUGUCCUACCUUUAUACCCCAUGAAGAUGUUGAAAGUGCAAAGGAGAGGCAUUACAAGGCCAUCCUGUCACCCAGCCCAGAAGAUCCGGCCUUCUGGAGAGACCUGCCGACACCAGUCCCAUUAUCAAGCUUUAUUUCCGAGACAAGGGCGAGGUUAUUGGCCAAUCCUCAUGCAAUGGUUGGAGAAAUUGGUCUAGACAAGGCCUUUCGGUUACCGAUGCAAUGGCAAAAUGGGGCAAGUCCUUCACAAGAUCCGGCCCGUACGAGUGGCGGGAGGCAGAGGAGGCCACUCAGUCCGUUUCGCAUCCAGAUUUCGCACCAGAAAACCGUUUUACUGGCCCAUCUGAGUCUUGCCGGAGAACUCGGCAGAGCAGUCAGUGUUCAUGGAGUUCAAGUUCACGGGCUCCUCUACGACGUCCUGACUUCAUGCUGGAAAGGCCACGAACUAAAGGGACGGCGUGCCCAACAAAAAGAAGCAAAAGAAAACGGCCAUCAGACGGACACAAGAUCUGUGACUGAGAAUAACGACGGCAAACCAUAUCCUCCACGCAUAUGCCUUCACUCAUUCAGCGGAAAGUCGGAUGCAGUGAGGCAGUAUCUCAAGCCAUCGAUCCCUGCCAAAAUUUUCUUUUCCUUCUCAAAGACUAACAACCUCGCCUCGGAGGCAGCAAGAGCGAAGACGGAGGAUGCCGUCAGAACAGUGCCAGACAAUCGGGUACUCGUUGAGAGUGACCUUCAUACAGCGGGUGAUAGAAUGGAUGACGAACUUGAAGACAUGUACAGAGCUAUUUGCGAGAUAAAGGGGUGGACUCUAGAUGAAGGCGUUGGCAGGAUUGCCUCGAAUUAUCGGGAGUUUGUUUUUGGUUGA
Fusarium vanettenii 77-13-4 is the source of this 1191-nucleotide messenger RNA. RefSeq lists its product as uncharacterized. Gene Ontology annotation, molecular function: hydrolase activity, acting on ester bonds. The record is from RefSeq and is a predicted model, not a curated record. NCBI's taxonomy places the organism in Eukaryota, Fungi, Ascomycota, Sordariomycetes, Hypocreales, Nectriaceae. The transcript has a single exon. The coding region runs from base 1 to 1191 and encodes 396 amino acids.